AUGCUUGCAAUAAUUGUAGACGGAGAAAGUGCAGAUUCAGAGCCCCCAGACGCCUCAGAAGUGGAGUAUCUGCAGCCGAAUGAAACGGAAGGAGAAUCUGUUUUAGAGCGCUGGGGCUAUCUUUCUGCUAAAUGUACUAAAGCAAACAACUUAGGCGCCAAGGGAAACCCUAACAUUCUCGGAUAUAAAUUCAUCUCCAAGUGA
Eimeria acervulina is the source of this 204-nucleotide messenger RNA. RefSeq lists its product as hypothetical. NCBI's taxonomy places the organism in Eukaryota, Apicomplexa, Conoidasida, Eucoccidiorida, Eimeriidae. Bases 1 to 204 code for a protein of 67 amino acids. The record is from RefSeq and is a predicted model, not a curated record. The transcript has 5 exons.